Messenger RNA from Conger conger (European conger), 757 nucleotides. Its product is annotated as histone H1-like. The coding region runs from base 83 to 721 and encodes 212 amino acids. The record is from RefSeq and is a predicted model, not a curated record. Gene Ontology annotation, biological process: nucleosome assembly. Gene Ontology annotation, molecular function: structural constituent of chromatin; DNA binding. Gene Ontology annotation, cellular component: nucleosome. The transcript has a single exon. NCBI's taxonomy places the organism in Eukaryota, Metazoa, Chordata, Actinopteri, Anguilliformes, Congridae.
UUAAGUCCAUCCCCCUGUCGCACGCGCAGCAUAAACGGAACGUUAUCACUGACCGUAAGUGUGAAAGGAGAGAACCUGAGAAAUGGCAGAAGAAGCUCCAGCUCCCGCCGCAGCCGCUCCGGCGAAGGCUCCUAAGAAGAAAGGUGCAAGCAAGCCCAAGAACGCGGGGCCCAGCGUUAGCGAAUUGAUCGUGAAGGCAGUCGCUGCUUCCAAGGAGAGGACUGGAAUGUCCCUGGCUGCCUUGAAGAAAGCUCUGGCCGCCGACGGCUACGACGUGGCGAAAAACAAUUCGCGGGUCAAGCUGGCAGUUUGUAGCCUGGUGACCAAGCAGACCUUGCUUCAGGUUAAAGGAACCGGUGCCUCCGGCUCGUUUAAGCUUAACAAGAAGCAGGCGCUUGAAAAGAAGAAGCCUGCCAAGAAAGCAGCCCCUCAGGUUAAGAAGGCCGCUGCGGCUAAAAAGGCGGUAGCAAAGAAGACUCCGGUGAAAAAGUCGCCGAAGAAGGCCACUACGCCUAAGGCGAAGAAGAGCCCAAAGAAAGCCAAGAAGACGACAGUGGUUAAGAAGCCUGCAAAGAGUCCAGCCAAGACUUCGAAGAAAAGCAAAAAACCGGCAGCAGCGGCAAAGGUGAAAAAGAGUGCCAAGAAAACAAAGGCAGCCAAGGCACCAGUUGCCAAAUCCAAGGGCACUAAACCCAAAAAAGCCGCUCCGAAAAAGAAGUGAGAACGUGUACCUACUGUUCGGUCAUUUUAAGUACAA